GUGUAUUUUUAUGCAUAGAGUGAAUCUAUGUUUAUUAUUUUUAUUAUUUUAAUGAAUUAAAGUGGAAAUCCACUUUAUUUAAAUAAUAAAAACACUGAAAAUUAAAAAUUGUAUAUGCAUCGGUAAUAAUGCAUACAAGUAGUUGAAGUACCGAGAUAACCCAACCACAACAAUAAGACUCCCUAAAUAAUAAAAUUGGGUUUUCAUCGCGCGAUCUUUUUUUUUUCAAAUUUUGAAUAUAUUUUCAGCAUAAUAUACUACAUUGAAACAAGCGCCGCAGGCGAAAAUUUGGAAUAAAAAAUCGCGCGAUUUUUUAUUCCAAAUUUUCGUUAUAUUUUCAGUAUAAUAUAUUACAUUGAAACAACCGCCGCAGUAUAUAAGGCCUACCAUUUUGAUUCGUUGGGUUAUUACUAUCUUCCUUUUGUGCUUAUUUUCUUCGUCGUUUGACAGUUCAUAUUCAGUAAUUUUGCUUACAUUUCAAGGAACAGUAUAAGACGUAAUUGAAAGCUGUUUUAUUUAUUAAAUUCCCUUUGAACAUACUGUGCUGUGAAUACCCCUAUUGCAUUUUUAAGAUAUCUCUUAGAGACAAGCUAUAAAACGCCAUCACUGACAACAUAAGAUUUCAGUGAGUAAGUACAACAUUUAAAACAGUGGCACCUGGAAGAAAGUGGAUGUAAAAAUAUGUUUCUGUUGCUCCUAACUAUCGCCUGUGCGCUUGCAAUAUUUUACAUCAAAUGGACCUACACAUAUUGGCAACGCAAGGGCUUCCCCUAUCACGAGCCGAAGAUACCCUUUGGUGUGCUGGAUGCCGUACGUAGGCGUAAAGCUUCCUUGGGUACUGCCAUCUACGAUGUUUAUCGCAGUAACAAGGAUAAAGUGUUGGGCAUCUAUCUAAUUACACGACCAGCAUUGUUGGUGCGCGAUGCGCAACUAGCAAGGGAUAUAUUGUCGAAGGACUUUGAAAGCUUUCACGAUCGUGGCAUACAUGUAGACGAUGAGGAGGAUCCGCAAUCAAGGGGUGGCAUUUUCUUUCUUAAAGGACGGGAUUGGAGGAGUCUGCGUAUAAAGUUGGCACCCUCAUUUACGUCGGGAAAAUUGAAGGGCAUGUUUGACAAGAUCGAGGAUGUAGGCGAUAGAAUGGUGAACUUUUUGAAUAAUCAGCUGACUGACGGCGGUGUAAAAGAGUUUGAAAUGAAGCAUGUAAUGGGCACCUAUGCUAUUGACAUCAUUGCAUCGGUUAUCUUUGGACUGGAUGUGAACAGCUUCGUUGAGCCAAGCAAUGAAAUACUAAAUGUGAGCCGAAAAGUCAACGAACCCACUUUGGGCAGUGUGGUGCGCGGCACGUGCCAGUUUCUAUAUCCCAGUUUGGAAAAACUCUUCAUACGUUUGGGUUGGCGUGAAGAGGCGCCCAAUAUGAUGAGAGAAAUCGUUAAGCGGACUAUAGAAAUGCGCGAAGAGCAGAAUAUUUCACGCAAGGAUAUGCUUCAACUGCUCAUGCAACUGCGCAACAAAGGUCAAAUUAGCGUUGAUGACAACGAUUGGUCGGCAAAAGCGACUGACAAAAUUGUGCCGAAACCCAUGUCCAUUGAAGUAAUUGCCACCAAUCUAUUUCUUUUCUACGUGGCCGGUUAUGAAACGACUGCCACUGUCGCCUCGUUUACGGCCUUUGAAUUGGCGCAAUCGCCGAUUGCAAUGGCGAAAGCACAGCUUGAUGUAAGGGCGGCGCUCGCGAAACACGAUAACGAAUUUACAUAUGCAGCCGUACAGGAUAUGAAAUAUCUCGAUCUCUGCAUAAUGGAAACUACACGGAAAUAUCCCGGACUACCGAUACUCAAUCGUCAAUGCACACAGGACUACCCGCUGCCAGAUAGUGAUUUGGUGAUCAAGUGUGGUACACCAAUUAUUAUUUCCCUAUUGGGUAUACAUCGUGAUGAAAAAUACUUUCCGGAUCCCAUGCUUUGGGAGCCAGAACGAUUUUUGAAUGGAAAAUAUGAGUCCGCCGCCUACAUGCCAUUCGGCGCAGGUCCCAGACAUUGCAUCGCCCAACGUUUGGGUCGCAUAAUCGUAAAGGUCGCUUUAGCGAAAUUGCUGCUCAACUUUAAUGUUGAAUUGAAUUCUGAGCGAAAAGAAAUCGAAAUCGCUAACUUUGGUGUGCCGAUUAUGGCCAAAGGUGGCAUUAAUGUACGGUUAUCAAAGCAAAAUCCGACGCCAAGCGCAUAAAUCGAAGCUGUUGGAAAAUUGUCAAUACUAAUACUGCUUAUUUAGUAACAAAUGACUGCACCACCUUUUAUAUAAGUCACGAGUAAUAAAGCUUUGCCGACAAUUCAAAAACUCUCGGUUAAUAAUUACUGGGCGAGAACGUCUCACUGUUCCGUGUGCAUUAUUGUAUACUUCAUAAUCUAUAUCCAUACAGAAUGUAUAGUAUAUCGUUUUGCAAACUGAAUUGCUGAAGUGCUGCCAGACUUUUACUUUUUUGUAAAUAAUUUUUCAGGUUGUGUACACAUAUGUAUGUAUCUACAAAAACAAAGAAGCUUUUUGUAGUCCUGGUGCAGAUUACGAUCUCAAAACAAGACAAGAAAAUAUUGGAUGCUGUUUUGAAGUAAUUGCAUAUCUAAUAUAUUGAUAAUUAUCGGAUUAUCAUAAAAAUUUAGUUUUCCUGCCAUGAUUAGGGUUCUGCGCAGCUUUUUCCUCGUAACCAAACGUCACGUGAUCGUUAUUCUAAGGCUCCUAACCGAAAAUAUGCGAGCAAUUAAACCGAAAAUUUUAAGCAGAUCUUACAAAUUGACAAUUUUAUAAACUGCGUGCUUAAAUAAAAGGUGUUCCAUUUCGAGGUUCCCUAGUUAUUUUAAAGAAAAAAUACAGAAACUGCUUAUUAAAUGGGGAAUGUUUAUUAACAUUUGAAGAAACAUUAUUUGGCAUUUAUUUUUUGAAUAAUAUAUCUUUCAAAUGUUGGCCACAGCUACGUCUUAAAUGGUCCAACCGUUGAGUUUAAUUUUCGAUGACUCGUUCGAGCAUUUCAACUGGUAACUGGCGAAUGACACGCGAGAUGUUUUGCUACAAUUCCUGAAUGGAAAUAAAAUUACCCGCAUACACUUUAGACUUUAAAUAUCCCAACAGGAAGAACACGAUCUUGGUGGUCAAUCGAGCGGCCCAAAACGUAAAAUUAUCCGCUCAACGAAAUGUUCUCUCAAUAAAUCCUUUGAUUGAUGCGAUAUGUGGGAAGUGGCGAAGUCUCGUUGAAAGCCAAUGUUUUCGAGAUCACGACCUUCAAUUUCAGGCAUCAAAUAGUCGGUUAUCAUUGUGCGAUAACGGUCACCAUUGACAGUUACAAUCUCACUGGCACCAUUUGUGAAGAAUGUGUCUCACAAACCACACCAAACCGUUGUUUUUUCGGGUUGAAAUGACAGCUCUUGAAUCUCUUCAGGUUGCUCUUCGUCCCAAAUAGGACAAUUUUGCUUGUUUACAUACCCAUUGAGACAGAAAUGGUCCUCAUCACUGAACAAUAUUCGACUCGAUAACGUUAGAUCUUCUUGGAACUUUUCAAGAGCUUACAGAGCGAAGCGAUGUCGCUUGGGAAGGUCGAGCGGAUUAAGAUCUCG
This is a messenger RNA of Bactrocera dorsalis (oriental fruit fly), 3599 nucleotides long. Its product is annotated as probable cytochrome P450 6d5. The transcript is spliced from 7 exons. Gene Ontology annotation, molecular function: oxidoreductase activity, acting on paired donors, with incorporation or reduction of molecular oxygen; heme binding; monooxygenase activity. Lineage: Eukaryota; Metazoa; Arthropoda; Insecta; Diptera; Tephritidae. Bases 682 to 2220 code for a protein of 512 amino acids. The record is from RefSeq and is a predicted model, not a curated record.